AUUUUCUAACCUAAAAAAAUCAUGAUAUCUUGAACAAGAAAUAAAAGAUUGAAAUGUUUAUCAGGAAAACACAAAAUUUCUUAAAAGUUUAUUAUAAAAUAAAUAAAUUUAGUUCAACGCCGCUUAGAAGAGCUGAAGCUGUACUAUCUGAACAAUCUGUUGAAGAAAUUUUAAACACAGACAAUGAAUAUAAUGAGUUAGCAAAUGAGUUUUUGCAUUUAUCUGAGAAACAUAGAUGUAUUGUUAUCCAGCCUUAUGUAAAAUGGGGUCCCCGGAAACUCAGUAUCACUCCACAUGAACAACUGGAAGAAGCAAUAGCUCUUAUUAAGACUUUACCCUCAUGGAAGGUUGUGGAUACAGUUGUUGUACCUUUAGAAUCUUUAGAAAAAAAGACUUUAUUUAAAUCAGGUUCUAUGGAAAAACUAACUAAUAUGAUCACACAAAAUCCUGAAAUUACUGCUGUAUUUAUAAAUACUAGUAACUUAAAAAGUAUAACUAACAGUAUUCUACAGAAAAAUUUUAGAAUACCAAUAUUAGAUCGAUAUAAAAUAGUAAUGCAGAUUUUAAAAAUGCAUGCUAAGAGCAAAUAUGCUAAACUGCAAGUAGCAUUAGCUGAACUGUACUUUGUACAACGUAAAUCCCAAGCUAGUAAUACUACAGAAGCCCUUAAACUUGUGUUUCAAAACAGAGAACAAAAAAUUAAAAAAGCUAUCCUUGACCUAAGAAAUGAACGAAUGCUGUUAAGAAAUAAACGCAGAAAACUUGAAUACCCAGUCAUAGCAGUAGUGGGUUAUACUAAUGCUGGCAAGACUUGUUUGAUUAAAGCUUUGACUGGAGAAGAAACUUUGCAGCCUAGGAAUCAACUUUUUGCCACACUUGAUGUUACUGUUCACUUGGGAAUGUUGCCUUCAGGUUUAGAAGUACUCUUUGUUGAUACUGUAGGUUUCUUGUCAGAUUUACCUACAAAACUAAUUGAAUGUUUUGUUGCCACAUUAGAAGAUGCAAUAUUGGCAGAUGUUAUCUUACAUGUUGAAGACUUGGCUAGUUCUUGUUUUGACUAUAAAAGGGAUCAUGUGUUCAAAACGUUGAGUGAUUUGAGCAAAGAAACUGGCUGUAAAAAUAUAAUGGAUAAAGUGCUAAAUGUUGGAAAUAAGUGUGAUUUAGUACAAGAAAUUAAAGAUAAGGAUUUAUUACACAUUUCAGCAAAAUCAGGAAUAGGGUGUCCCAUGGAUUAAAUGAAGUGAGGCAACAGGAGAGGUCAUUUGCUAUGAAAAUAACUAUAUAGGAUGUUUUACCACUGAUAUAAAUAUAUGUAUUUUAAUUUAUCUUCUUUCAAUUUAUCAGAUUUUAAGGUUUUAAUUACAAAAUCGCUUAUCUCUUUUCACCAUUGUAUUUUUCAGUUUUUUUUUUAUUGAUGUAAUAUAGUUAACUCAUUUUCCCUAAAAAUGUGGCUUAGCUCUUUUUACCAUCAAUAUGGCGAUUUCUUGGUAACAACAAGACAGGCGAGGCAACAGCAAUUACUCUAUAUGAACAAAUUAUGGUCUUCAAGUAUUUAUCGAUAAUUUGGCAAGAAACUAUAACAGGCAUUAUUUGGAAUGUGAUAUUUCUGCUCUCACACUUUUUUUUCCUCUUCAUAUUAUACUUUUAUAUAUUUGACGUACCAUUAAGACUUUUGUAUAAACGUAUAUUUGAAUCUAAAUUUAAAAAACUACAAUA
Molecule: messenger RNA, 1716 nt
Organism: Psylliodes chrysocephalus
Lineage: Eukaryota; Metazoa; Arthropoda; Insecta; Coleoptera; Chrysomelidae
Source: the annotation of a GenBank genome assembly